GUUUUGAAACCUUUUAAUAUUUUACAAUAAAUUACAGAGCCUGGAUGCACACAAAAUGUGAAUGGAAGUGCGGAAUGGUUAUGGAGAAACCUUGGAAAGUUUUCAAUCUUUGCAAGUCUUCAGGAUCUUAAGAGAUUUAAUAGCAAUUUCUCUACAGUGAGUAGUCUAUUAUUCUAUGACUUCAUUAAAAUAGCGUCCUGUGUUAUCCUUCUCUGUGUAGAAAGGUUAACAUGUUGAUGAAAACAAAAUUAUGUUAUGAAUCCACAGAACGAGGUUUUGGACCUGCUCUCAGCAAAGCAGAAGGCUGAGUUGAUCCUAGAUCCAGACAGCGGCGCUUUGGAGGACGAGGCCAUCGUAAGGAAGGUGUUCAGGAGCUUGACAGAGUCCCCUGAUAACGAGCUGCUCAAUCAGUUUUUCCAGGCUUUUACAAACAUCAGCAAGCAGAGAAACAUCACCAUCAUAAGAAAUCCAGAGGUACGAGACACCAUCCUGAAUCUGACCUUGACGGCCCUUGCUCCGGAAUUUGAAGUCUUUGAGCCUGAAGACUUUGAGCGGUGGUUCCAGGUCAAUUUGGCUCCUGUGAUGGCGAGCCUUCGUCCUGGCAUUUUGGCGGUGAUCCCCCGUGACAUCAGCUGUGCAUCCUACGCAGCUAUACUGACUGGACUUCGGCAAAGUGUGAAAUCCCUGCCACUGUACAUUUCACAGGGCGUGACAUCAAGCAUUGAGGCACUCCAGGAGACAUUCAAACGUUGCUCGGCUCCAGAUUCCUUCCCGUGCAAGGAGACCCCGGUCAAUGAGGACCUGAUCUGUGCUGGAGUGGAGAGCUGGCAACUUGAACAAAGCCAGGCAAUCGGCAAUUCCUCUGAAGCCCUGUGCAAUUUCACCAUCACUGAGCAUGCCUGUUCCUCGGCUACGCAUCUGACAUCCAGCAACUUGGUCGCACUGAUGAACUGCUCACUGGAAAGACAAAGUACAUACCCCGUAGAGGUCUGGAAGCUUUUCUUCCAAAAGGCUUCUACUGCACUCGACCAGGCUCUUGCGUCAUUCGCCACCACGGCCCCCAGCAGCAGCAACUCAUCCUUAUCACAUGCUCUUGAGGCUCUUGGAGAGGUGAGAAUUGCCAACUUCAGCCAGGCACAACUGCAGAGUGAUGACUUCGUCAGCAGCUGGUUCAAGACAAACCUUCGUCCGUUUUUGGCCUCUCCAUCCACCAACUUCCUACUCUGCCUCAGCUCCAAGGACUUCAGCUGCCAAACGUACCACACUGUCAUCCAGGCAUUCGGCAGCCAAAGGGCAUCAAUGGACAGAGAAGGACAGCGAGCAGUCUUCACUCAUUUCAUCAAACCAUUCCUUUCACGGAAUGACUCGUCAGAUCCUGGCUGUGUCUCAUUUACCGGAGGCAGUAAAGAGUGGCUACAGGAAAACCUCGGCAGCUUCUCUGGCUUCGCAACCCUGCAGGAUUUGCAAGCCCUCAACCCCAACUUCUCCAUUGCCGAAACGUUGUCAGUGCUCACUCCGACUCAGGUGGCACAGUUGACACUGAGCUCGGGGGCCUCGAAUGACACAGCCCAGAUCGACCUUGUGUUUGAGCGCCUUGAGGAGGGCAAUGCUCUGGAAAAUGUGGACGAAUUCCUGACAGAACUGACAGCCAAUGGAAAGGUCCCUGAUUUCCAACCUGUUGUGAGAGAUCGCAUAAUGAAUAGGACCUUCAUCAUCAUCAGUCCCUAUUUCACGAACUUCGAGGAAGGCGACUGGUUCAAUUGGUUCCACCUGAAACUGGUUGCCGUCCUCCCAAGUUUCACUCCAAUGAUGCUCAACAGUGCAACAUCAGACAUAACCUGCACAAAUUACCACGUCGUUGUGAGAGGGAUGGCCAGAGCUUUCCCUGCAAUACCGGUGCAUAGACGACAAGGAAUCACAUACGUUCUCCUGGGCUACCUGAGGAAAUCUGCCAGUGUCAUCACCGGGCCAGAUUGCCGGCAGGGAAUUGAGAGUGACGCCGAGUGGCUUGAAGCAAACUUUGGUCCAUUUUCCGAGUACACAACCUACUCUGACCUCAAAGUCUUCAACCUCUCUGUGGUGGCACUUGUGGAAUCCCUCUCAGCAAAGCAGAAGGCUGAGUUGAUCCUAGAUCCAGACAGCGGCGCUUUGGAGGACGAGGCCAUCGUAAGGAAGGUGUUCAGGAGCUUGACAGAGUCCCCUGAUAACGAGCUGCUCAAUCAGUUUUUCCAGGCUUUUACAAACAUCAGCAAGCAGAGAAACAUCACCAUCAUAAGAAAUCCAGAGGUACGAGACACCAUCCUGAAUCUGACCUUGACGGCCCUUGCUCCGGAAUUUGAAGUCUUUGAGCCUGAAGACUUUGAGCGGUGGUUCCAGGUCAAUUUGGCUCCUGUGAUGGCGAGCCUUCGUCCUGGCAUUUUGGCGGUGAUCCCCCGUGACAUCAGCUGUGCAUCCUACGCAGCUAUACUGACUGGACUUCGGCAAAGUGUGAAAUCCCUACCACUGUACAUUUCACAGGGCGUGACAUCAAGCAUUGAGGCACUCCAGGAGACAUUCAAACGUUGCUCGGCUCCAGAUUCCUUCCCGUGCAAGGAGACCCCGGUCAAUGAGGACCUGAUCUGUGCUGGAGUGGAGAGCUGGCAACUUGAACAAAGCCAGGCAAUCGGCAAUUCCUCUGAAGCCCUGUGCAAUUUCACCAUCACUGAGCAUGCCUGUUCCUCGGCUACGCAUCUGACAUCCAGCAACUUGGUCGCACUGAUGAACUGCUCACUGGAAAGACAAAGUACAUACCCCGUAGAGGUCUGGAAGCUUUUCUUCCAAAAGGCUUCUACUGCACUCGACCAGGCUCUUGCGUCAUUCGCCACCACGGCCCCCAGCAGCAGCAACUCAUCCUUAUCACAUGCUCUUGAGGCUCUUGGAGAGGUGAGAAUUGCCAACUUCAGCCAGGCACAACUGCAGAGUGAUGACUUCGUCAGCAGCUGGUUCAAGACAAACCUUCGUCCGUUUUUGGCCUCUCCAUCCACCAACUUCCUACUCUGCCUCAGCUCCAAGGACUUCAGCUGCCAAACGUACCACACUGUCAUCCAGGCAUUCGGCAGCCAAAGGGCAUCAAUGGACAGAGAAGGACAGCGAGCAGUCUUCACUCAUUUCAUCAAACCGUUCCUUUCACGGAACGACUCAUCAGAUCCUGGCUGUGUCUCAUUUACCGGAGGCAGUAAAGAGUGGCUACAGGCAAACCUCGGCAACUUCUCUGGCUUCGCAACCCUGCAGGAUUUGCAAGCCCUCAACCCCAACUUCUCCAUUGCCGAAACGUUGUCAGUGCUCACUCCGACUCAGGUGGCACAGUUGACACUGAGCUCGGGGGCCUCGAAUGACACAGCCCAGAUCGACCUUGUGUUUGAGCGCCUUGAGGAGGGCAAUGCUCUGGAAAAUGUGGACGAAUUCCUGACAGAACUGACAGCCAAUGGAAAGGUCCCUGAUUUCCAACCUGUUGUGAGAGAUCGCAUAAUGAAUAGGACCUUCAUCAUCAUCAGUCCCUAUUUCACGAACUUCGAGGAAGGCGACUGGUUCAAUUGGUUCCACCUGAAACUGGUUGCCGUCCUCCCAAGUUUCACUCCAAUGAUGCUCAACAGUGCAACAUCAGACAUAACCUGCACAAAUUACCACGUCGUUGUGAGAGGGAUGGCCAGAGCUUUCCCUGCAAUACCGGUGCAUAGACGACAAGGAAUCACAUACGUUCUCCUGGGCUACCUGAGGAAAUCUGCCAGUGUCAUCACCGGGCCAGAUUGCCGGCAGGGAAUUGAGAGUGACGCCGAGUGGCUUGAAGCAAACUUUGGUCCAUUUUCCGAGUACACAACCUACUCUGACCUCAAAGUCUUCAACCUCUCUGUGGUGGCACUUGUGGAAUCCCUCUCAGCAAAGCAGAAGGCUGAGUUGAUCCUAGAUCCAGACAGCGGCGCUUUGGAGGACGAGGCCAUCGUAAGGAAGGUGUUCAGGAGCUUGACAGAGUCCCCUGAUAACGAGCUGCUCAAUCAGUUUUUCCAGGCUUUUACAAACAUCAGCAAGCAGAGAAACAUCACCAUCAUAAGAAAUCCAGAGGUACGAGACACCAUCCUGAAUCUGACCUUGACGGCCCUUGCUCCGGAAUUUGAAGUCUUUGAGCCUGAAGACUUUGAGCGGUGGUUCCAGGUCAAUUUGGCUCCUGUGAUGGCGAGCCUUCGUCCUGGCAUUUUGGCGGUGAUCCCCCGUGACAUCAGCUGUGCAUCCUACGCAGCUAUACUGACUGGACUUCGGCAAAGUGUGAAAUCCCUACCACUGUACAUUUCACAGGGCGUGACAUCAAGCAUUGAGGCACUCCAGGAGACAUUCAAACGUUGCUCGGCUCCAGAUUCCUUCCCGUGCAAGGAGACCCCGGUCAAUGAGGACCUGAUCUGUGCUGGAGUGGAGAGCUGGCAACUUGAACAAAGCCAGGCAAUCGGCAAUUCCUCUGAAGCCCUGUGCAAUUUCACCAUCACUGAGCAUGCCUGUUCCUCGGCUACGCAUCUGACAUCCAGCAACUUGGUCGCACUGAUGAACUGCUCACUGGAAAGACAAAGUACAUACCCCGUAGAGGUCUGGAAGCUUUUCUUCCAAAAGGCUUCUACUGCACUCGACCAGGCUCUUGCGUCAUUCGCCACCACGGCCCCCAGCAGCAGCAACUCAUCCUUAUCACAUGCUCUUGAGGCUCUUGGAGAGGUGAGAAUUGCCAACUUCAGCCAGGCACAACUGCAGAGUGAUGACUUCGUCAGCAGCUGGUUCAAGACAAACCUUCGUCCGUUUUUGGCCUCUCCAUCCACCAACUUCCUACUCUGCCUCAGCUCCAAGGACUUCAGCUGCCAAACGUACCACACUGUCAUCCAGGCAUUCGGCAGCCAAAGGGCAUCAAUGGACAGAGAAGGACAGCGAGCAGUCUUCACUCAUUUCAUCAAACCGUUCCUUUCACGGAACGACUCAUCAGAUCCUGGCUGUGUCUCAUUUACCGGAGGCAGUAAAGAGUGGCUACAGGCAAACCUCGGCAACUUCUCUGGCUUCGCAACCCUGCAGGAUUUGCAAGCCCUCAACCCCAACUUCUCCAUUGCCGAAACGUUGUCAGUGCUCACUCCGACUCAGGUGGCACAGUUGACACUGAGCUCGGGGGCCUCGAAUGACACAGCCCAGAUCGACCUUGUGUUUGAGCGCCUUGAGGAGGGCAAUGCUCUGGAAAAUGUGGACGAAUUCCUGACAGAACUGACAGCCAAUGGAAAGGUCCCUGAUUUCCAACCUGUUGUGAGAGAUCGCAUAAUGAAUAGGACCUUCAUCAUCAUCAGUCCCUAUUUCACGAACUUCGAGGAAGGCGACUGGUUCAAUUGGUUCCACCUGAAACUGGUUGCCGUCCUCCCAAGUUUCACUCCAAUGAUGCUCAACAGUGCAACAUCAGACAUAACCUGCACAAAUUACCACGUCGUUGUGAGAGGGAUGGCCAGAGCUUUCCCUGCAAUACCGGUGCAUAGACGACAAGGAAUCACAUACGUUCUCCUGGGCUACCUGAGGAAAUCUGCCAGUGUCAUCACCGGGCCAGAUUGCCGGCAGGGAAUUGAGAGUGACGCCGAGUGGCUUGAAGCAAACUUUGGUCCAUUUUCCGAGUACACAACCUACUCUGACCUCAAAGUCUUCAACCUCUCUGUGGUGGCACUUGUGGAAUCCCUCUCAGCAAAGCAGAAGGCUGAGUUGAUCCUAGAUCCAGACAGCGGCGCUUUGGAGGACGAGGCCAUCGUAAGGAAGGUGUUCAGGAGCUUGACAGAGUCCCCUGAUAACGAGCUGCUCAAUCAGUUUUUCCAGGCUUUUACAAACAUCAGCAAGCAGAGAAACAUCACCAUCAUAAGAAAUCCAGAGGUACGAGACACCAUCCUGAAUCUGACCUUGACGGCCCUUGCUCCGGAAUUUGAAGUCUUUGAGCCUGAAGACUUUGAGCGGUGGUUCCAGGUCAAUUUGGCUCCUGUGAUGGCGAGCCUUCGUCCUGGCAUUUUGGCGGUGAUCCCCCGUGACAUCAGCUGUGCAUCCUACGCAGCUAUACUGACUGGACUUCGGCAAAGUGUGAAAUCCCUACCACUGUACAUUUCACAGGGCGUGACAUCAAGCAUUGAGGCACUCCAGGAGACAUUCAAACGUUGCUCGGCUCCAGAUUCCUUCCCGUGCAAGGAGACCCCGGUCAAUGAGGACCUGAUCUGUGCUGGAGUGGAGAGCUGGCAACUUGAACAAAGCCAGGCAAUCGGCAAUUCCUCUGAAGCCCUGUGCAAUUUCACCAUCACUGAGCAUGCCUGUUCCUCGGCUACGCAUCUGACAUCCAGCAACUUGGUCGCACUGAUGAACUGCUCACUGGAAAGACAAAGUACAUACCCCGUAGAGGUCUGGAAGCUUUUCUUCCAAAAGGCUUCUACUGCACUCGACCAGGCUCUUGCGUCAUUCGCCACCACGGCCCCCAGCAGCAGCAACUCAUCCUUAUCACAUGCUCUUGAGGCUCUUGGAGAGGUGAGAAUUGCCAACUUCAGCCAGGCACAACUGCAGAGUGAUGACUUCGUCAGCAGCUGGUUCAAGACAAACCUUCGUCCGUUUUUGGCCUCUCCAUCCACCAACUUCCUACUCUGCCUCAGCUCCAAGGACUUCAGCUGCCAAACGUACCACACUGUCAUCCAGGCAUUCGGCAGCCAAAGGGCAUCAAUGGACAGAGAAGGACAGCGAGCAGUCUUCACUCAUUUCAUCAAACCGUUCCUUUCACGGAACGACUCAUCAGAUCCUGGCUGUGUCUCAUUUACCGGAGGCAGUAAAGAGUGGCUACAGGCAAACCUCGGCAACUUCUCUGGCUUCGCAACCCUGCAGGAUUUGCAAGCCCUCAACCCCAACUUCUCCAUUGCCGAAACGUUGUCAGUGCUCACUCCGACUCAGGUGGCACAGUUGACACUGAGCUCGGGGGCCUCGAAUGACACAGCCCAGAUCGACCUUGUGUUUGAGCGCCUUGAGGAGGGCAAUGCUCUGGAAAAUGUGGACGAAUUCCUGACAGAACUGACAGCCAAUGGAAAGGUCCCUGAUUUCCAACCUGUUGUGAGAGAUCGCAUAAUGAAUAGGACCUUCAUCAUCAUCAGUCCCUAUUUCACGAACUUCGAGGAAGGCGACUGGUUCAAUUGGUUCCACCUGAAACUGGUUGCCGUCCUCCCAAGUUUCACUCCAAUGAUGCUCAACAGUGCAACAUCAGACAUAACCUGCACAAAUUACCACGUCGUUGUGAGAGGGAUGGCCAGAGCUUUCCCUGCAAUACCGGUGCAUAGACGACAAGGAAUCACAUACGUUCUCCUGGGCUACCUGAGGAAAUCUGCCAGUGUCAUCACCGGGCCAGAUUGCCGGCAGGGAAUUGAGAGUGAUGCCGAGUGGCUUGAAGCAAACUUUGGUCCAUUUUCCGAGUACACAACCUACUCUGACCUCAAAGUCUUCAACCUCUCUGUGGUGGCACUUGUGGAAUCCCUCUCAGCAAAGCAGAAGGCUGAGUUGAUCCUAGAUCCAGACAGCGGCGCUUUGGAGGACGAGGCCAUCGUAAGGAAGGUGUUCAGGAGCUUGACAGAGUCCCCUGAUAACGAGCUGCUCAAUCAGUUUUUCCAGGCUUUUACAAACAUCAGCAAGCAGAGAAACAUCACCAUCAUAAGAAAUCCAGAGGUACGAGACACCAUCCUGAAUCUGACCUUGACGGCCCUUGCUCCGGAAUUUGAAGUCUUUGAGCCUGAAGACUUUGAGCGGUGGUUCCAGGUCAAUUUGGCUCCUGUGAUGGCGAGCCUUCGUCCUGGCAUUUUGGCGGUGAUCCCCCGUGACAUCAGCUGUGCAUCCUACGCAGCUAUACUGACUGGACUUCGGCAAAGUGUGAAAUCCCUACCACUGUACAUUUCACAGGGCGUGACAUCAAGCAUUGAGGCACUCCAGGAGACAUUCAAACGUUGCUCGGCUCCAGAUUCCUUCCCGUGCAAGGAGACCCCGGUCAAUGAGGACCUGAUCUGUGCUGGAGUGGAGAGCUGGCAACUUGAACAAAGCCAGGCAAUCGGCAAUUCCUCUGAAGCCCUGUGCAAUUUCACCAUCACUGAGCAUGCCUGUUCCUCGGCUACGCAUCUGACAUCCAGCAACUUGGUUGCACUGAUGAACUGCUCACUGGAAAGACAAAGUACAUACCCCGUAGAGGUCUGGAAGCUUUUCUUCCAAAAGGCUUCUACUGCACUCGACCAGGCUCUUGCGUCAUUCGCCACCACGGCCCCCAGCAGCAGCAACUCAUCCUUAUCACAUGCUCUUGAGGCUCUUGGAGAGGUGAGAAUUGCCAACUUCAGCCAGGCACAACUGCAGAGUGAUGACUUCGUCAGCAGCUGGUUCAAGACAAACCUUCGUCCGUUUUUGGCCUCUCCAUCCACCAACUUCCUACUCUGCCUCAGCUCCAAGGACUUCAGCUGCCAAACGUACCACACUGUCAUCCAGGCAUUCGGCAGCCAAAGGGCAUCAAUGGACAGAGAAGGACAGCGAGCAGUCUUCACUCAUUUCAUCAAACCGUUCCUUUCACGGAACGACUCAUCAGAUCCUGGCUGUGUCUCAUUUACCGGAGGCAGUAAAGAGUGGCUACAGGCAAACCUCGGCAACUUCUCUGGCUUCGCAACCCUGCAGGAUUUGCAAGCCCUCAACCCCAACUUCUCCAUUGCCGAAACGUUGUCAGUGCUCACUCCGACUCAGGUGGCACAGUUGACACUGAGCUCGGGGGCCUCGAAUGACACAGCCCAGAUCGACCUUGUGUUUGAGCGCCUUGAGGAGGGCAAUGCUCUGGAAAAUGUGGACGAAUUCCUGACAGAACUGACAGCCAAUGGAAAGGUCCCUGAUUUCCAACCUGUUGUGAGAGAUCGCAUAAUGAAUAGGACCUUCGUCAUCAUCAGUCCCUAUUUCACGAACUUCGAGGAAGGCGACUGGUUCAAUUGGUUCCACCUGAAACUGGUUGCCGUCCUCCCAAGUUUCACUCCAAUGAUGCUCAACAGUGCAACAUCAGACAUAACCUGCACAAAUUACCACGUCGUUGUGAGAGGGAUGGCCAGAGCUUUCCCUGCAAUACCGGUGCAUAGACGACAAGGAAUCACAUACGUUCUCCUGGGCUACCUGAGGAAAUCUGCCAGUGUCAUCACCGGGCCAGAUUGCCGGCAGGGAAUUGAGAGUGACGCCGAGUGGCUUGAAGCAAACUUUGGUCCAUUUUCCGAGUACACAACCUACUCUGACCUCAAAGUCUUCAACCUCUCUGUGGUGGCACUUGUGGAAUCCCUCUCAGCAAAGCAGAAGGCUGAGUUGAUCCUAGAUCCAGACAGCGGCGCUUUGGAGGACGAGGCCAUCGUAAGGAAGGUGUUCAGGAGCUUGACAGAGUCCCCUGAUAACGAGCUGCUCAAUCAGUUUUUCCAGGCUUUUACAAACAUCAGCAAGCAGAGAAACAUCACCAUCAUAAGAAAUCCAGAGGUACGAGACACCAUCCUGAAUCUGACCUUGACGGCCCUUGCUCCGGAAUUUGAAGUCUUUGAGCCUGAAGACUUUGAGCGGUGGUUCCAGGUCAAUUUGGCUCCUGUGAUGGCGAGCCUUCGUCCUGGCAUUUUGGCGGUGAUCCCCCGUGACAUCAGCUGUGCAUCCUACGCAGCUAUACUGACUGGACUUCGGCAAAGUGUGAAAUCCCUACCACUGUACAUUUCACAGGGCGUGACAUCAAGCAUUGAGGCACUCCAGGAGACAUUCAAACGUUGCUCGGCUCCAGAUUCCUUCCCGUGCAAGGAGACCCCGGUCAAUGAGGACCUGAUCUGUGCUGGAGUGGAGAGCUGGCAACUUGAACAAAGCCAGGCAAUCGGCAAUUCCUCUGAAGCCCUGUGCAAUUUCACCAUCACUGAGCAUGCCUGUUCCUCGGCUACGCAUCUGACAUCCAGCAACUUGGUCGCACUGAUGAACUGCUCACUGGAAAGACAAAGUACAUACCCCGUAGAGGUCUGGAAGCUUUUCUUCCAAAAGGCUUCUACUGCACUCGACCAGGCUCUUGCGUCAUUCGCCACCACGGCCCCCAGCAGCAGCAACUCAUCCUUAUCACAUGCUCUUGAGGCUCUUGGAGAGGUGAGAAUUGCCAACUUCAGCCAGGCACAACUGCAGAGUGAUGACUUCGUCAGCAGCUGGUUCAAGACAAACCUUCGUCCGUUUUUGGCCUCUCCAUCCACCAACUUCCUACUCUGCCUCAGCUCCAAGGACUUCAGCUGCCAAACGUACCACACUGUCAUCCAGGCAUUCGGCAGCCAAAGGGCAUCAAUGGACAGAGAAGGACAGCGAGCAGUCUUCACUCAUUUCAUCAAACCGUUCCUUUCACGGAACGACUCAUCAGAUCCUGGCUGUGUCUCAUUUACCGGAGGCAGUAAAGAGUGGCUACAGGCAAACCUCGGCAACUUCUCUGGCUUCGCAACCCUGCAGGAUUUGCAAGCCCUCAACCCCAACUUCUCCAUUGCCGAAACGUUGUCAGUGCUCACUCCGACUCAGGUGGCACAGUUGACACUGAGCUCGGGGGCCUCGAAUGACACAGCCCAGAUCGACCUUGUGUUUGAGCGCCUUGAGGAGGGCAAUGCUCUGGAAAAUGUGGAUGAAUUCCUGACAGAACUGACAGCAAAUGGAAAGGUCCCUGAUUUCCAACCUGUUGUGAGAGAUCGCAUAAUGAAUAGGACCUUCGUCAUCAUCAGUCCCUAUUUCACGAACUUCGAGGAAGGCGACUGGUUCAAUUGGUUCCACCUGAAACUGGUUGCCGUCCUCCCAAGUUUCACUCCAACGAUGCUCAACAGUGCAACAUCAGACAUAACCUGCACAAAUUACCACGUCGUUGUGAGAGGGAUGGCCAGAGCUUUCCCUGCAAUACCGGUGCAUAGACGACAAGGAAUCACAUACGUUCUCCUGGGCUACCUGAGGAAAUCUGCCAGUGUCAUCACCGGGCCAGAUUGCCGGCAGGGAAUUGAGAGUGAUGCCGAGUGGCUUGAAGCAAACUUUGGUCCAUUUUCCGAGUACACAACCUACUCUGACCUCAAAGUCUUCAACCUCUCUGUGGUGGCACUUGUGGAAUCCCUCUCAGCAAAGCAGAAGGCUGAGUUGAUCCUAGAUCCAGACAGCGGCGCUUUGGAGGACGAGGCCAUCGUAAGGAAGGUGUUCAGGAGCUUGACAGAGUCCCCUGAUAACGAGCUGCUCAAUCAGUUUUUCCAGGCUUUUACAAACAUCAGCAAGCAGAGAAACAUCACCAUCAUAAGAAAUCCAGAGGUACGAGACACCAUCCUGAAUCUGACCUUGACGGCCCUUGCUCCGGAAUUUGAAGUCUUUGAGCCUGAAGACUUUGAGCGGUGGUUCCAGGUCAAUUUGGCUCCUGUGAUGGCGAGCCUUCGUCCUGGCAUUUUGGCGGUGAUCCCCCGUGACAUCAGCUGUGCAUCCUACGCAGCUAUACUGACUGGACUUCGGCAAAGUGUGAAAUCCCUACCACUGUACAUUUCACAGGGCGUGACAUCAAGCAUUGAGGCACUCCAGGAGACAUUCAAACGUUGCUCGGCUCCAGAUUCCUUCCCGUGCAAGGAGACCCCGGUCAAUGAGGACCUGAUCUGUGCUGGAGUGGAGAGCUGGCAACUUGAACAAAGCCAGGCAACCGGCAAUUCCUCUGAAGCCCUGUGCAAUUUCACCAUCACUGAGCAUGCCUGUUCCUCGGCUACGCAUCUGACAUCCAGCAACUUGGUCGCACUGAUGAACUGCUCACUGGAAAGACAAAGUACAUACCCCGUAGAGGUCUGGAAGCUUUUCUUCCAAAAGGCUUCAACUGCACUCGACCAGGCUCUUGCGUCAUUCGCCACCACGGCCCCCAGCAGCAGCAACUCAUCCUUAUCACAUGCUCUUGAGGCUCUUGGAGAGGUGAGAAUUGCCAACUUCAGCCAGGCACAACUGCAGAGUGAUGACUUCGUCAGCAGCUGGUUCAAGACAAACCUUCGUCCGUUUUUGGCCUCUCCAUCCACCAACUUCCUACUCUGCCUCAGCUCCAAGGACUUCAGCUGCCAAACGUACCACACUGUCAUCCAGGCAUUCGGCAGCCAAAGGGCAUCAAUGGACAGAGAAGGACAGCGAGCAGUCUUCACUCAUUUCAUCAAACCGUUCCUUUCACGGAACGACUCAUCAGAUCCUGGCUGUGUCUCAUUUACCGGAGGCAGUAAAGAGUGGCUACAGGCAAACCUCGGCAACUUCUCUGGCUUCGCAACCCUGCAGGAUUUGCAAGCCCUCAACCCCAACUUCUCCAUUGCCGAAACGUUGUCAGUGCUCACUCCGACUCAGGUGGCACAGUUGACACUGAGCUCGGGGGCCUCGAAUGACACAGCCCAGAUCGACCUUGUGUUUGAGCGCCUUGAGGAGGGCAAUGCUCUGGAAAAUGUGGAUGAAUUCCUGACAGAACUGACAGCAAAUGGAAAGGUCCCUGAUUUCCAACCUGUUGUGAGAGAUCGCAUAAUGAAUAGGACCUUCGUCAUCAUCAGUCCCUAUUUCACGAACUUCGAGGAAGGCGACUGGUUCAAUUGGUUCCACCUGAAACUGGUUGCCGUCCUCCCAAGUUUCACUCCAACGAUGCUCAACAGUGCAACAUCAGACAUAACCUGCACAAAUUACCACGUCGUUGUGAGAGGGAUGGCCAGAGCUUUCCCUGCAAUACCGGUGCAUAGACGACAAGGAAUCACAUACGUUCUCCUGGGCUACCUGAGGAAAUCUGCCAGUGUCAUCACCGGGCCAGAUUGCCGGCAGGGAAUUGAGAGUGACGCCGAGUGGCUUGAAGCAAACUUUGGUCCAUUUUCCGAGUACACAACCUACUCUGACCUCAAAGUCUUCAACCUCUCUGUGGUGGCACUUGUGGAAUCCCUCUCAGCAAAGCAGAAGGCUGAGUUGAUCCUAGAUCCAGACAGCGGCGCUUUGGAGGACGAGGCCAUCGUAAGGAAGGUGUUCAGGAGCUUGACAGAGUCCCCUGAUAACGAGCUGCUCAAUCAGUUUUUCCAGGCUUUUACAAACAUCAGCAAGCAGAGAAACAUCACCAUCAUAAGAAAUCCAGAGGUACGAGACACCAUCCUGAAUCUGACCUUGACGGCCCUUGCUCCGGAAUUUGAAGUCUUUGAGCCUGAAGACUUUGAGCGGUGGUUCCAGGUCAAUUUGGCUCCUGUGAUGGCGAGCCUUCGUCCUGGCAUUUUGGCGGUGAUCCCCCGUGACAUCAGCUGUGCAUCCUACGCAGCUAUACUGACUGGACUUCGGCAAAGUGUGAAAUCCCUGCCACUGCACAUUUCACAGGGCCUGACAUCAAGCAUUGAGGCACUCCAGGAGACAUUCAAACGUUGCUCGGCUCCAGAUUCCUUCCCGUGCAAGGAGACCCCGGUCAAUGAGGACCUGAUCUGUGCUGGAGUGGAGAGCUGGCAACUUGAACAAAGCCAGGCAAUCGGCAAUUCCUCUGAAGCCCUGUGCAAUUUCACCAUCACUGAGCAUGCCUGUUCCUCGGCUACGCAUCUGACAUCCAGCAACUUGGUCGCACUGAUGAACUGCUCACUGGAAAGACAAAGUACAUACCCCGUAGAGGUCUGGAAGCUUUUCUUCCAAAAGGCUUCAACUGCACUCGACCAGGCUCUUGCGUCAUUCGCCACCACGGCCCCCAGCAGCAGCAACUCAUCCUUAUCACAUGCUCUUGAGGCUCUUGGAGAGGUGAGAAUUGCCAACUUCAGCCAGGCACAACUGCAGAGUGAUGACUUCGUCAGCAGCUGGUUCAAGACAAACCUUCGUCCGUUUUUGGCCUCUCCAUCCACCAACUUCCUACUCUGCCUCAGCUCCAAGGACUUCAGCUGCCAAACGUACCACACUGUCAUCCAGGCAUUCGGCAGCCAAAGGGCAUCAAUGGACAGAGAAGGACAGCGAGCAGUCUUCACUCAUUUCAUCAAACCGUUCCUUUCACGGAACGACUCAUCAGAUCCUGGCUGUGUCUCAUUUACCGGAGGCAGUAAAGAGUGGCUACAGGCAAACCUCGGCAACUUCUCUGGCUUCGCAACCCUGCAGGAUUUGCAAGCCCUCAACCCCAACUUCUCCAUUGCCGAAACGUUGUCAGUGCUCACUCCGACUCAGGUGGCACAGUUGACACUGAGCUCGGGGGCCUCGAAUGACACAGCCCAGAUCGACCUUGUGUUUGAGCGCCUUGAGGAGGGCAAUGCUCUGGAAAAUGUGGAUGAAUUCCUGACAGAACUGACAGCAAAUGGAAAGGUCCCUGAUUUCCAACCUGUUGUGAGAGAUCGCAUAAUGAAUAGGACCUUCGUCAUCAUCAGUCCCUAUUUCACGAACUUCGAGGAAGGCGACUGGUUCAAUUGGUUCCACCUGAAACUGGUUGCCGUCCUCCCAAGUUUCACUCCAACGAUGCUCAACAGUGCAACAUCAGACAUAACCUGCACAAAUUACCACGUCGUUGUGAGAGGGAUGGCCAGAGCUUUCCCUGCAAUACCGGUGCAUAGACGACAAGGAAUCACAUACGUUCUCCUGGGCUACCUGAGGAAAUCUGCCAGUGUCAUCACCGGGCCAGAUUGCCGGCAGGGAAUUGAGAGUGAUGCCGAGUGGCUUGAAGCAAACUUUGGUCCAUUUUCCGAGUACACAACCUACUCUGACCUCAAAGUCUUCAACCUCUCUGUGGUGGCACUUGUGGAAUCCCUCUCAGCAAAGCAGAAGGCUGAGUUGAUCCUAGAUCCAGACAGCGGCGCUUUGGAGGACGAGGCCAUCGUAAGGAAGGUGUUCAGGAGCUUGACAGAGUCCCCUGAUAACGAGCUGCUCAAUCAGUUUUUCCAGGCUUUUACAAACAUCAGCAAGCAGAGAAACAUCACCAUCAUAAGAAAUCCAGAGGUACGAGACACCAUCCUGAAUCUGACCUUGACGGCCCUUGCUCCGGAAUUUGAAGUCUUUGAGCCUGAAGACUUUGAGCGGUGGUUCCAGGUCAAUUUGGCUCCUGUGAUGGCGAGCCUUCGUCCUGGCAUUUUGGCGGUGAUCCCCCGUGACAUCAGCUGUGCAUCCUACGCAGCUAUACUGACUGGACUUCGGCAAAGUGUGAAAUCCCUACCACUGUACAUUUCACAGGGCGUGACAUCAAGCAUUGAGGCACUCCAGGAGACAUUCAAACGUUGCUCGGCUCCAGAUUCCUUCCCGUGCAAGGAGACCCCGGUCAAUGAGGACCUGAUCUGUGCUGGAGUGGAGAGCUGGCAACUUGAACAAAGCCAGGCAACCGGCAAUUCCUCUGAAGCCCUGUGCAAUUUCACCAUCACUGAGCAUGCCUGUUCCUCGGCUACGCAUCUGACAUCCAGCAACUUGGUCGCACUGAUGAACUGCUCACUGGAAAGACAAAGUACAUACCCCGUAGAGGUCUGGAAGCUUUUCUUCCAAAAGGCUUCAACUGCACUCGACCAGGCUCUUGCGUCAUUCGCCACCACGGCCCCCAGCAGCAGCAACUCAUCCUUAUCACAUGCUCUUGAGGCUCUUGGAGAGGUGAGAAUUGCCAACUUCAGCCAGGCACAACUGCAGAGUGAUGACUUCGUCAGCAGCUGGUUCAAGACAAACCUUCGUCCGUUUUUGGCCUCUCCAUCCACCAACUUCCUACUCUGCCUCAGCUCCAAGGACUUCAGCUGCCAAACGUACCACACUGUCAUCCAGGCAUUCGGCAGCCAAAGGGCAUCAAUGGACAGAGAAGGACAGCGAGCAGUCUUCACUCAUUUCAUCAAACCGUUCCUUUCACGGAACGACUCAUCAGAUCCUGGCUGUGUCUCAUUUACCGGAGGCAGUAAAGAGUGGCUACAGGCAAACCUCGGCAACUUCUCUGGCUUCGCAACCCUGCAGGAUUUGCAAGCCCUCAACCCCAACUUCUCCAUUGCCGAAACGUUGUCAGUGCUCACUCCGACUCAGGUGGCACAGUUGACACUGAGCUCGGGGGCCUCGAAUGACACAGCCCAGAUCGACCUUGUGUUUGAGCGCCUUGAGGAGGGCAAUGCUCUGGAAAAUGUGGAUGAAUUCCUGACAGAACUGACAGCAAAUGGAAAGGUCCCUGAUUUCCAACCUGUUGUGAGAGAUCGCAUAAUGAAUAGGACCUUCGUCAUCAUCAGUCCCUAUUUCACGAACUUCGAGGAAGGCGACUGGUUCAAUUGGUUCCACCUGAAACUGGUUGCCGUCCUCCCAAGUUUCACUCCAACGAUGCUCAACAGUGCAACAUCAGACAUAACCUGCACAAAUUACCACGUCGUUGUGAGAGGGAUGGCCAGAGCUUUCCCUGCAAUACCGGUGCAUAGACGACAAGGAAUCACAUACGUUCUCCUGGGCUACCUGAGGAAAUCUGCCAGUGUCAUCACCGGGCCAGAUUGCCGGCAGGGAAUUGAGAGUGAUGCCGAGUGGCUUGAAGCAAACUUUGGUCCAUUUUCCGAGUACACAACCUACUCUGACCUCAAAGUCUUCAACCUCUCUGUGGUGGCACUUGUGGAAUCCCUCUCAGCAAAGCAGAAGGCUGAGUUGAUCCUAGAUCCAGACAGCGGCGCUUUGGAGGACGAGGCCAUCGUAAGGAAGGUGUUCAGGAGCUUGACAGAGUCCCCUGAUAACGAGCUGCUCAAUCAGUUUUUCCAGGCUUUUACAAACAUCAGCAAGCAGAGAAACAUCACCAUCAUAAGAAAUCCAGAGGUACGAGACACCAUCCUGAAUCUGACCUUGACGGCCCUUGCUCCGGAAUUUGAAGUCUUUGAGCCUGAAGACUUUGAGCGGUGGUUCCAGGUCAAUUUGGCUCCUGUGAUGGCGAGCCUUCGUCCUGGCAUUUUGGCGGUGAUCCCCCGUGACAUCAGCUGUGCAUCCUACGCAGCUAUACUGACUGGACUUCGGCAAAGUGUGAAAUCCCUGCCACUGCACAUUUCACAGGGCCUGACAUCAAGCAUUGAGGCACUCCAGGAGACAUUCAAACGUUGCUCGGCUCCAGAUUCCUUCCCGUGCAAGGAGACCCCGGUCAAUGAGGACCUGAUCUGUGCUGGAGUGGAGAGCUGGCAACUUGAACAAAGCCAGGCAACCGGCAAUUCCUCUGAAGCCCUGUGCAAUUUCACCAUCACUGAGCAUGCCUGUUCCUCGGCUACGCAUCUGACAUCCAGCAACUUGGUCGCACUGAUGAACUGCUCACUGGAAAGACAAAGUACAUACCCCGUAGAGGUCUGGAAGCUUUUCUUCCAAAAGGCUUCUACUGCACUCGACCAGGCUCUUGCGUCAUUCGCCACCACGGCCCCCAGCAGCAGCAACUCAUCCUUAUCACAUGCUCUUGAGGCUCUUGGAGAGGUGAGAAUUGCCAACUUCAGCCAGGCACAACUGCAGAGUGAUGACUUCGUCAGCAGCUGGUUCAAGACAAACCUUCGUCCGUUUUUGGCCUCUCCAUCCACCAACUUCCUACUCUGCCUCAGCUCCAAGGACUUCAGCUGCCAAACGUACCACACUGUCAUCCAGGCAUUCGGCAGCCAAAGGGCAUCAAUGGACAGAGAAGGACAGCGAGCAGUCUUCACUCAUUUCAUCAAACCGUUCCUUUCACGGAACGACUCAUCAGAUCCUGGCUGUGUCUCAUUUACCGGAGGCAGUAAAGAGUGGCUACAGGCAAACCUCGGCAACUUCUCUGGCUUCGCAACCCUGCAGGAUUUGCAAGCCCUCAACCCCAACUUCUCCAUUGCCGAAACGUUGUCAGUGCUCACUCCGACUCAGGUGGCACAGUUGACACUGAGCUCGGGGGCCUCGAAUGACACAGCCCAGAUCGACCUUGUGUUUGAGCGCCUUGAGGAGGGCAAUGCUCUGGAAAAUGUGGAUGAAUUCCUGACAGAACUGACAGCAAAUGGAAAGGUCCCUGAUUUCCAACCUGUUGUGAGAGAUCGCAUAAUGAAUAGGACCUUCGUCAUCAUCAGUCCCUAUUUCACGAACUUCGAGGAAGGCGACUGGUUCAAUUGGUUCCACCUGAAACUGGUUGCCGUCCUCCCAAGUUUCACUCCAACGAUGCUCAACAGUGCAACAUCAGACAUAACCUGCACAAAUUACCACGUCGUUGUGAGAGGGAUGGCCAGAGCUUUCCCUGCAAUACCGGUGCAUAGACGACAAGGAAUCACAUACGUUCUCCUGGGCUACCUGAGGAAAUCUGCCAGUGUCAUCACCGGGCCAGAUUGCCGGCAGGGAAUUGAGAGUGACGCCGAGUGGCUUGAAGCAAACUUUGGUCCAUUUUCCGAGUACACAACCUACUCUGACCUCAAAGUCUUCAACCUCUCUGUGGUGGCACUUGUGGAAUCCCUCUCAGCAAAGCAGAAGGCUGAGUUGAUCCUAGAUCCAGACAGCGGCGCUUUGGAGGACGAGGCCAUCGUAAGGAAGGUGUUCAGGAGCUUGACAGAGUCCCCUGAUAACGAGCUGCUCAAUCAGUUUUUCCAGGCUUUUACAAACAUCAGCAAGCAGAGAAACAUCACCAUCAUAAGAAAUCCAGAGGUACGAGACACCAUCCUGAAUCUGACCUUGACGGCCCUUGCUCCGGAAUUUGAAGUCUUUGAGCCUGAAGACUUUGAGCGGUGGUUCCAGGUCAAUUUGGCUCCUGUGAUGGCGAGCCUUCGUCCUGGCAUUUUGGCGGUGAUCCCCCGUGACAUCAGCUGUGCAUCCUACGCAGCUAUACUGACUGGACUUCGGCAAAGUGUGAAAUCCCUGCCACUGCACAUUUCACAGGGCCUGACAUCAAGCAUUGAGGCACUCCAGGAGACAUUCAAACGUUGCUCGGCUCCAGAUUCCUUCCCGUGCAAGGAGACCCCGGUCAAUGAGGACCUGAUCUGUGCUGGAGUGGAGAGCUGGCAACUUGAACAAAGCCAGGCAACCGGCAAUUCCUCUGAAGCCCUGUGCAAUUUCACCAUCACUGAGCAUGCCUGUUCCUCGGCUACGCAUCUGACAUCCAGCAACUUGGUCGCACUGAUGAACUGCUCACUGGAAAGACAAAGUACAUACCCCGUAGAGGUCUGGAAGCUUUUCUUCCAAAAGGCUUCUACUGCACUCGACCAGGCUCUUGCGUCAUUCGCCACCACGGCCCCCAGCAGCAGCAACUCAUCCUUAUCACAUGCUCUUGAGGCUCUUGGAGAGGUGAGAAUUGCCAACUUCAGCCAGGCACAACUGCAGAGUGAUGACUUCGUCAGCAGCUGGUUCAAGACAAACCUUCGUCCGUUUUUGGCCUCUCCAUCCACCAACUUCCUACUCUGCCUCAGCUCCAAGGACUUCAGCUGCCAAACGUACCACACUGUCAUCCAGGCAUUCGGCAGCCAAAGGGCAUCAAUGGACAGAGAAGGACAGCGAGCAGUCUUCACUCAUUUCAUCAAACCGUUCCUUUCACGGAACGACUCAUCAGAUCCUGGCUGUGUCUCAUUUACCGGAGGCAGUAAAGAGUGGCUACAGGCAAACCUCGGCAACUUCUCUGGCUUCGCAACCCUGCAGGAUUUGCAAGCCCUCAACCCCAACUUCUCCAUUGCCGAAACGUUGUCAGUGCUCACUCCGACUCAGGUGGCACAGUUGACACUGAGCUCGGGGGCCUCGAAUGACACAGCCCAGAUCGACCUUGUGUUUGAGCGCCUUGAGGAGGGCAAUGCUCUGGAAAAUGUGGAUGAAUUCCUGACAGAACUGACAGCAAAUGGAAAGGUCCCUGAUUUCCAACCUGUUGUGAGAGAUCGCAUAAUGAAUAGGACCUUCGUCAUCAUCAGUCCCUAUUUCACGAACUUCGAGGAAGGCGACUGGUUCAAUUGGUUCCACCUGAAACUGGUUGCCGUCCUCCCAAGUUUCACUCCAACGAUGCUCAACAGUGCAACAUCAGACAUAACCUGCACAAAUUACCACGUCGUUGUGAGAGGGAUGGCCAGAGCUUUCCCUGCAAUACCGGUGCAUAGACGACAAGGAAUCACAUACGUUCUCCUGGGCUACCUGAGGAAAUCUGCCAGUGUCAUCACCGGGCCAGAUUGCCGGCAGGGAAUUGAGAGUGACGCCGAGUGGCUUGAAGCAAACUUUGGUCCAUUUUCCGAGUACACAACCUACUCUGACCUCAAAGUCUUCAACCUCUCUGUGGUGGCACUUGUGGAAUCCCUCUCAGCAAAGCAGAAGGCUGAGUUGAUCCUAGAUCCAGACAGCGGCGCUUUGGAGGACGAGGCCAUCGUAAGGAAGGUGUUCAGGAGCUUGACAGAGUCCCCUGAUAACGAGCUGCUCAAUCAGUUUUUCCAGGCUUUUACAAACAUCAGCAAGCAGAGAAACAUCACCAUCAUAAGAAAUCCAGAGGUACGAGACACCAUCCUGAAUCUGACCUUGACGGCCCUUGCUCCGGAAUUUGAAGUCUUUGAGCCUGAAGACUUUGAGCGGUGGUUCCAGGUCAAUUUGGCUCCUGUGAUGGCGAGCCUUCGUCCUGGCAUUUUGGCGGUGAUCCCCCGUGACAUCAGCUGUGCAUCCUACGCAGCUAUACUGACUGGACUUCGGCAAAGUGUGAAAUCCCUGCCACUGCACAUUUCACAGGGCCUGACAUCAAGCAUUGAGGCACUCCAGGAGACAUUCAAACGUUGCUCGGCUCCAGAUUCCUUCCCGUGCAAGGAGACCCCGGUCAAUGAGGACCUGAUCUGUGCUGGAGUGGAGAGCUGGCAACUUGAACAAAGCCAGGCAAUCGGCAAUUCCUCUGAAGCCCUGUGCAAUUUCACCAUCACUGAGCAUGCCUGUUCCUCGGCUACGCAUCUGACAUCCAGCAACUUGGUCGCACUGAUGAACUGCUCACUGGAAAGACAAAGUACAUACCCCGUAGAGGUCUGGAAGCUUUUCUUCCAAAAGGCUUCUACUGCACUCGACCAGGCUCUUGCGUCAUUCGCCACCACGGCCCCCAGCAGCAGCAACUCAUCCUUAUCACAUGCUCUUGAGGCUCUUGGAGAGGUGAGAAUUGCCAACUUCAGCCAGGCACAACUGCAGAGUGAUGACUUCGUCAGCAGCUGGUUCAAGACAAACCUUCGUCCGUUUUUGGCCUCUCCAUCCACCAACUUCCUACUCUGCCUCAGCUCCAAGGACUUCAGCUGCCAAACGUACCACACUGUCAUCCAGGCAUUCGGCAGCCAAAGGGCAUCAAUGGACAGAGAAGGACAGCGAGCAGUCUUCACUCAUUUCAUCAAACCGUUCCUUUCACGGAACGACUCAUCAGAUCCUGGCUGUGUCUCAUUUACCGGAGGCAGUAAAGAGUGGCUACAGGCAAACCUCGGCAACUUCUCUGGCUUCGCAACCCUGCAGGAUUUGCAAGCCCUCAACCCCAACUUCUCCAUUGCCGAAACGUUGUCAGUGCUCACUCCGACUCAGGUGGCACAGUUGACACUGAGCUCGGGGGCCUCGAAUGACACAGCCCAGAUCGACCUUGUGUUUGAGCGCCUUGAGGAGGGCAAUGCUCUGGAAAAUGUGGAUGAAUUCCUGACAGAACUGACAGCAAAUGGAAAGGUCCCUGAUUUCCAACCUGUUGUGAGAGAUCGCAUAAUGAAUAGGACCUUCGUCAUCAUCAGUCCCUAUUUCACGAACUUCGAGGAAGGCGACUGGUUCAAUUGGUUCCACCUGAAACUGGUUGCCGUCCUCCCAAGUUUCACUCCAACGAUGCUCAACAGUGCAACAUCAGACAUAACCUGCACAAAUUACCACGUCGUUGUGAGAGGGAUGGCCAGAGCUUUCCCUGCAAUACCGGUGCAUAGACGACAAGGAAUCACAUACGUUCUCCUGGGCUACCUGAGGAAAUCUGCCAGUGUCAUCACCGGGCCAGAUUGCCGGCAGGGAAUUGAGAGUGAUGCCGAGUGGCUUGAAGCAAACUUUGGUCCAUUUUCCGAGUACACAACCUACUCUGACCUCAAAGUCUUCAACCUCUCUGUGGUGGCACUUGUGGAAUCCCUCUCAGCAAAGCAGAAGGCUGAGUUGAUCCUAGAUCCAGAAAGCGGCGCUUUGGAGGACGAGGCCAUCGUAAGGAAGGUGUUCAGGAGCUUGACAGAGUCCCCUGAUAACGAGCUGCUCAAUCAGUUUUUCCAGGCUUUUACAAACAUCAGCAAGCAGAGAAACAUCACCAUCAUAAGAAAUCCAGAGGUACGAGACACCAUCCUGAAUCUGACCUUGACGGCCCUUGCUCCGGAAUUUGAAGUCUUUGAGCCUGAAGACUUUGAGCGGUGGUUCCAGGUCAAUUUGGCUCCUGUGAUGGCGAGCCUUCGUCCUGGCAUUUUGGCGGUGAUCCCCCGUGACAUCAGCUGUGCAUCCUACGCAGCUAUACUGACUGGACUUCGGCAAAGUGUGAAAUCCCUGCCACUGCACAUUUCACAGGGCGUGACAUCAAGCAUUGAGGCACUCCAGGAGACAUUCAAACGUUGCUCGGCUCCAGAUUCCUUCCCGUGCAAGGAGACCCCGGUCAAUGAGGACCUGAUCUGUGCUGGAGUGGAGAGCUGGCAACUUGAACAAAGCCAGGCAAUCGGCAAUUCCUCUGAAGCCCUGUGCAAUUUCACCAUCACUGAGCAUGCCUGUUCCUCGGCUACGCAUCUGACAUCCAGCAACUUGGUCGCACUGAUGAACUGCUCACUGGAAAGACAAAGUACAUACCCCGUAGAGGUCUGGAAGCUUUUCUUCCAAAAGGCUUCUACUGCACUCGACCAGGCUCUUGCGUCAUUCGCCACCACGGCCCCCAGCAGCAGCAACUCAUCCUUAUCACAUGCUCUUGAGGCUCUUGGAGAGGUGAGAAUUGCCAACUUCAGCCAGGCACAACUGCAGAGUGAUGACUUCGUCAGCAGCUGGUUCAAGACAAACCUUCGUCCGUUUUUGGCCUCUCCAUCCACCAACUUCCUACUCUGCCUCAGCUCCAAGGACUUCAGCUGCCAAACGUACCACACUGUCAUCCAGGCAUUCGGCAGCCAAAGGGCAUCAAUGGACAGAGAAGGACAGCGAGCAGUCUUCACUCAUUUCAUCAAACCGUUCCUUUCACGGAACGACUCAUCAGAUCCUGGCUGUGUCUCAUUUACCGGAGGCAGUAAAGAGUGGCUACAGGCAAACCUCGGCAACUUCUCUGGCUUCGCAACCCUGCAGGAUUUGCAAGCCCUCAACCCCAACUUCUCCAUUGCCGAAACGUUGUCAGUGCUCACUCCGACUCAGGUGGCACAGUUGACACUGAGCUCGGGGGCCUCGAAUGACACAGCCCAGAUCGACCUUGUGUUUGAGCGCCUUGAGGAGGGCAAUGCUCUGGAAAAUGUGGAUGAAUUCCUGACAGAACUGACAGCAAAUGGAAAGGUCCCUGAUUUCCAACCUGUUGUGAGAGAUCGCAUAAUGAAUAGGACCUUCGUCAUCAUCAGUCCCUAUUUCACGAACUUCGAGGAAGGCGACUGGUUCAAUUGGUUCCACCUGAAACUGGUUGCCGUCCUCCCAAGUUUCACUCCAACGAUGCUCAACAGUGCAACAUCAGACAUAACCUGCACAAAUUACCACGUCGUUGUGAGAGGGAUGGCCAGAGCUUUCCCUGCAAUACCGGUGCAUAGACGACAAGGAAUCACAUACGUUCUCCUGGGCUACCUGAGGAAAUCUGCCAGUGUCAUCACCGGGCCAGAUUGCCGGCAGGGAAUUGAGAGUGAUGCCGAGUGGCUUGAAGCAAACUUUGGUCCAUUUUCCGAGUACACAACCUACUCUGACCUCAAAGUCUUCAACCUCUCUGUGGUGGCACUUGUGGAAUCCCUCUCAGCAAAGCAGAAGGCUGAGUUGAUCCUAGAUCCAGACAGCGGCGCUUUGGAGGACGAGGCCAUCGUAAGGAAGGUGUUCAGGAGCUUGACAGAGUCCCCUGAUAACGAGCUGCUCAAUCAGUUUUUCCAGGCUUUUACAAACAUCAGCAAGCAGAGAAACAUCACCAUCAUAAGAAAUCCAGAGGUACGAGACACCAUCCUGAAUCUGACCUUGACGGCCCUUGCUCCGGAAUUUGAAGUCUUUGAGCCUGAAGACUUUGAGCGGUGGUUCCAGGUCAAUUUGGCUCCUGUGAUGGCGAGCCUUCGUCCUGGCAUUUUGGCGGUGAUCCCCCGUGACAUCAGCUGUGCAUCCUACGCAGCUAUACUGACUGGACUUCGGCAAAGUGUGAAAUCCCUGCCACUGCACAUUUCACAGGGCCUGACAUCAAGCAUUGAGGCACUCCAGGAGACAUUCAAACGUUGCUCGGCUCCAGAUUCCUUCCCGUGCAAGGAGACCCCGGUCAAUGAGGACCUGAUCUGUGCUGGAGUGGAGAGCUGGCAACUUGAACAAAGCCAGGCAAUCGGCAAUUCCUCUGAAGCCCUGUGCAAUUUCACCAUCACUGAGCAUGCCUGUUCCUCGGCUACGCAUCUGACAUCCAGCAACUUGGUCGCACUGAUGAACUGCUCACUGGAAAGACAAAGUACAUACCCCGUAGAGGUCUGGAAGCUUUUCUUCCAAAAGGCUUCUACUGCACUCGACCAGGCUCUUGCGUCAUUCGCCACCACGGCCCCCAGCAGCAGCAACUCAUCCUUAUCACAUGCUCUUGAGGCUCUUGGAGAGGUGAGAAUUGCCAACUUCAGCCAGGCACAACUGCAGAGUGAUGACUUCGUCAGCAGCUGGUUCAAGACAAACCUUCGUCCGUUUUUGGCCUCUCCAUCCACCAACUUCCUACUCUGCCUCAGCUCCAAGGACUUCAGCUGCCAAACGUACCACACUGUCAUCCAGGCAUUCGGCAGCCAAAGGGCAUCAAUGGACAGAGAAGGACAGCGAGCAGUCUUCACUCAUUUCAUCAAACCGUUCCUUUCACGGAACGACUCAUCAGAUCCUGGCUGUGUCUCAUUUACCGGAGGCAGUAAAGAGUGGCUACAGGCAAACCUCGGCAACUUCUCUGGCUUCGCAACCCUGCAGGAUUUGCAAGCCCUCAACCCCAACUUCUCCAUUGCCGAAACGUUGUCAGUGCUCACUCCGACUCAGGUGGCACAGUUGACACUGAGCUCGGGGGCCUCGAAUGACACAGCCCAGAUCGACCUUGUGUUUGAGCGCCUUGAGGAGGGCAAUGCUCUGGAAAAUGUGGAUGAAUUCCUGACAGAACUGACAGCAAAUGGAAAGGUCCCUGAUUUCCAACCUGUUGUGAGAGAUCGCAUAAUGAAUAGGACCUUCGUCAUCAUCAGUCCCUAUUUCACGAACUUCGAGGAAGGCGACUGGUUCAAUUGGUUCCACCUGAAACUGGUUGUCGUCCUCCCAAGUUUCACUCCAACGAUGCUCAACAGUGCAACAUCAGACAUAACCUGCACAAAUUACCACGUCGUUGUGAGAGGGAUGGCCAGAGCUUUCCCUGCAAUACCGGAGCAUAGACGACAAGGAAUCACAUAUGUUCUCCUGGGCUACCUGAGGAAAUCUGCCAGUGUCAUCACCGGGCCAGAUUGCAGGCAGGGAAUUGAGAGUGAUGCCAAGUGGCUUGAAGCAAACUUUGGUCCAUUUUCCGAGUACACAACCUACUCUGACCUCAAAGCCUUCAACCUUUCUGCGGUGGCAGUACUAGACUCUCUUUCUUCAAGACAACAAGCUGAGUUUCUCCUUGAGCCAAACAACCUGUCAAAUGAAACCCUUGUGAGACUUGUGUUCACAGAACAUAUUGUGUCAUCAAGUGUGGAAGACCUUGGCUCUUUCUUUGAUAAAUUUGUCAGUGGUGCUGCAGAGCAAAAUUUGACAACCAUUGACCCAAGAGUGCGAGACACCAUCCUAAAUCUGACACUAAUGGCACUCGGCCCAAAACUAUACAUGCUAGAUGCUGAGGGAUUCAAGUUGUGGUUCCAGGACUACCUACCUUUGUUCCUACCAAGCAUUAACUCACACACAUUUGAAAUUAUUCCAAGAAAUAUCACUUGUGACUCCUAUCAAGAAAUUGUCGAGGGAUGUGACAAUGUUUUCCCUCAUCUCUCCAAGAGGCAAACUGAACAGGUUUUCACAUUCACAAGAGAUUAUCUAAGGGGGCAUUCCUCCUCAGGUUUCUCCUGUGUUGAAUCUGUAAAUGAUGACAGACGUUGGCUGGAAGACAACUUUGGCCGGUUCCGUGUGCAAGCUUCCUUCAUAGAUUUUGUGACAUUAAAGAACAAUUUCAAUGGAGUGGAGGUUGCAGAUCUUCUUACUCCAAUUCAGCUGGCUCAGCUCGCAGCAACCCCUUCACUGCUAAAGGGGAUGGAAGAUGUGACAAAAAUCAUGACAGUCAUCGACCCUGUUGACUAUGGUUCAUUCUUUGACAUAGUUUCACCGGCUAUUGAGAUCCACCCAGCCAACUACACAGAGGAGGUGAAAUCUGGUUUCCUGCAGGCAGUAUUUGAUAGAGGUGACCUGUCCUCUCCGGCUAUCAGUGACACAGAGUUCCUGCAGUGGCUCAGGGCUCGACUGCGCCCCCUCCUGAUCAACCUCUCUCCCAACCUGGUGACACCUUUAUUUGACAUUGGGAACAACAGGAGUUGUAACAGCAGCCAAGAGAUGAUUGCAUUGCUUGACACACUACACUUGACGCUAAGCAACAACACCAAAGGGGAGAUCUACAAAAGCAUCCUCCUCCUCCUCCAAGGUCUAAAGCCCCUCAAGUGUUACAGUGGUGGAAGCUUCUACAGCUAUCUGAGAAACACUUUCCUCAGCUUUGGCUUUCCAGAUUUGUCCAUGUUCACAUCUCUUCUGCCACAGACACGCGAGCCAGAGCUCCUAAGUACCAUCACUACCUCAGAGCUACAUCACUUCCUCAGUCAACCCAAUGUAAUUGGUAAUGACUCUGACAUCUGUGUGAUCUUCAACAACUACAACAACACUCCUGCCUUCCUAGAAACUGAGGAUGUUCCAGAUAAUGUGAAGAUGGUGAUCCUCCCCUGUGUUUGGCCUUUGGCGCUGAGCAGCAACAGCAGAUCUGAGGUUGAUUCUUGGUUUCACCUACGAUUGAGGAACUAUCUUAGAUUCCUCAGCAAGAGCCUCAUCAGCUCCACUGAAGUGCAGAAUGCUUCAUGUCUUGCCUUCCAGAAACUGGUCUCUUUAAUGGGAAACAACUUCAUAUACACGAGCUCUGACUUUGGACAGGGUGAUGUCUACACCACCAUCAGGACUUACUUGAGAGUUGGCUCUGGAGCCAGAUGCUACAAUGCCAGUGAUGCAGAAUUAAACUCUACUGCCUGGUUUGCCAAUUACAUCGGCAGCUUUGUGACAUUUAUCACUCUGGAUGAUCUUACCACCUUCGUGUCCACUAGUCAGAUUCAAGUGUUCCUAGAGGACCAAGCCAACCUUGAGCUCUUUAACAACACAGCGAUCCCAGAAAAUGUAACCAACUACUACAUCUCACAGCUUUUUACAUUCAACCCAACCUUCAACCCUCUGAAGCUUCCAGGCUUUUUCCUGUGCUCCUCUGAAAUCCCGAGUUUAGCAUAUUCUUCAGUGAAUGAAGCUGAUACCAUACGCAUCUUGAACGAAAUGAGGAAAUUCUGCAAUGGAACAGAGGACCCUGAGGUAUCUGCUGCUCUGGCAUCCAACAUUCAGACCGUCACGGCACAGACAUUUGAGACCCUGGGCAGUGCCAGCGCAGGCCUGACCAACAGCCAGAUCUCUUCAGUUUCCCCAUCAGUGCUGAUUUCCUCUUUGCCCACCCUGAGCUCAGUCAGCACCUGGAGCCAGGGGCAAGCCACCACAAUUGUCCAAACCAUCAUUUCCUCAGGCUUCAAGAUCAACAGUGGAUCCUCCCUGGAAUCCCUUGGCACCCUUGUUGCUGGAAUUCCUUCAGAGUCAAUAGAAAGCACCCAAGCGUCUGAGCUACUCAGUAUCUCCCAGAGUGCCACCUUUGUUUCCAACAUGCUGGUAGCCCCAACAGUUGUCCAAGAGACCUACAUCCAAAAGAUAAUCUCUGUGGAUCGAAGUCCAGCCGGUGUGCUGGUGAAUGUCCCUGAUGCUAUGGCAACUCAUAUCCCACCGUCACUGCUGGUAUUUUCUGAGGAGACUGUGGACAUCCGUGCGAUCAACAGGAAGAAAUGGACACGAGAUCAGGCUGCCAUGUUCUUUGGGGUGCUGGGUAAUACAAACUUUGACAUCGAGCAGCUUUCUCCUUCUGUGCUGCAAGGCUUCACGUGCACGUCAGUACAGAGGAUGACAACAACCAGGAUCAAAGGGCUGGUCUAUGCUAGCAGGCCGAGGAGAGGCAGAGCCAAGGUGGAGCUAAAGCAAUCACAGCUGACCUGCAUGUACAAUCUGCUGAAUGGAGACUUCUCCCAGAGCUUCACAGAUUAUCCCGCAGACAUGCUUCUCUACUUCAACAACAAAGAUGUCGAGAGAGCCAACUGCAGGUCCUACUUUUCUGCAGUGGGUGCCGCAGACUUCUCUCUGGUCUCUAGCAUUUUGAACAAGGACUCAGUGCUACUCAGUGAAGCCAGAGACUGCUUGGGUAUAAGCAAUAUGAGUCUAAGCAGAGACCACAUAGAGGUGCUGGGGAACAUGGCCUGCACUCUGGACAGUUCUUACAUCCAGAACUCUGAUCCUCUUAUCUUGGAAAAGCUCAAAGCCUGCAAGGGCUUCUCUGACAGCCAGGUGGCUGCCAUGGAGACACUGCUGCUGUCUGGGAAAACACGUUACGGAGAUGCCUCCACUUGGAACAAGCAAACACUGGAAAACCUGGGGAUCCUUCCUCUGUAUUUCACAAGAAAUAUCUGGGGCCAGUUCAAAACUUCAACAAAGAGAAGGUUCCUCAAGACCUUCAUGCCCAAGCUGAGGAAAAAAAAGACAGAGAAGAGGAAGCUCAAGAUGCUGUUUAAACAGAUCAGCGGUCUCAAGAUAAAACGAGGAGCAGGCUGCACAGUGGGGAACAUCACCCAGGUGACAGUUAACGACGCCUCCUUCCCCUUUGGCUAUGACCAGACGCAAUUUGACCUCUGCCUGGAUAUCCCUGUUCUGAAGGACAACCUCAACUUGAUCUGUGAGAAAGUGGAUGACGAUGACUUCCAGGAAGUCAUUCUGAAGAAACUCAACCAGGCAUUCCCAUCGGGUGUUUCUGAUACAGAGGUUCAGGUGCUUGGUUCAGUGUCCCGUGUGGCGUCACUUGACGACAUCUCCAAGUGGAACAUCACCACAAUUGACACCCUGGCAGCCCUCAUGAAAGCUGAGGAUGGAUCAUGGGAAACAGCAAAGAGCAAAGCAAUCAUCACCAAGUAUCUGAAUACCUCUGGGAAAUCCCUGGGCAGCAAUGAGCUGAACAGCAUUGACUCCAACCUGUGCUCAUUAGACACCAGUACAAUAAAGACCAUCACCCCAGAUAGUAUCAGAAAUGCCAACCCUCUGAAUGUGGUGUCAUGUUCACUUGAGCAGAAGAGAGUCCUGUAUGAGAUCAGUAACACUUCCUUCAGCUCACAGCGUGCCAGUCCCAGCUCCUUUUACAACUUAGUUAAGCCCUAUAUUGGUGGAGCACCUCUGUCAGAUGUAGUAGCGCUGUCAAGCCAGAACAUCAACAUGGACGUAGAUGCUUUCAGGAGUCUGGAUCCUAACGUGAUUGCUGGUUUGUCCGUGACCAAUGUGCAAGGCCUCAUGGGUAAUCAGCUACAAGAUCUGAAGCUGUUUGAGAACAAUACCGUGAUUCAGACCUGGGUGAACAUGCAGCUGCAGUCAGACCUAGACAGACUUGGUGUGGGCCUAACCACCAAUAGAACCAACCCGACCACUGCACCACCCAGCUCCAGCAACAGCACAAAGGCUGUUGCAUCAACUGCAAGCAGCACCAAUGUGACAGCAACACAGGGAAACACAGGUAGCUCAAGUACAACCCUGACCACUACAGCACCUACAUCACAACCACAAGUUAAUGGUACAAGUGGAGGGGCAGAGCUUUCAAAACAUCCAAUAUCCAUAAUCCUGGCUGCACUUCUGACAACGGUUCUGCAAAUACUACAACAACCAGUCUGAAUACAUUUAUGACUUCAGCAUCCAAAUUAAUUAUCAAUAAUUAUUCAAUGAAGUUAUAAGUAAUUUGCACAUCUUGGGAGUGAGAUUCAUUAAUAUUAUGCUUAAAGAAAAUUGAUUCACUGCAACUUCUUAAUUUCUGCUUCACUGUCUUUUUAUGUUGUAAAACUAUGUUACUGAAUAAUCACAGAAAUCAAAAGAAUAUGUUUUUACUCUACAUUUACUUUUUGAAAUUAAGUACUGGAAAUAAUAAUAUCUACAUUAAAUCAUUAUUAAAAUCUAAAGAAUGAGUAUAUGAAAAAUAAAUCCCUCAAAUUUACUGUAUUAUCAAUUAUUAUAAUUUACACUGUAUUGCUAUUCCUUAAAUU
Molecule: messenger RNA, 30407 nt
Organism: Thunnus maccoyii (southern bluefin tuna)
Lineage: Eukaryota; Metazoa; Chordata; Actinopteri; Scombriformes; Scombridae
Exons: 242
Coding region: 256-30042 (9928 amino acids)
Biological process (GO): cell-matrix adhesion
Cellular component (GO): cell surface
Source: RefSeq, a predicted model, not a curated record